CAAUUAAUUCUGAUAUAUAUAACAACCAAAUCUCGGUAUAGGUUACGGGAAAUAGCAAAGCAUGGUUUUCCUUUGUUAUGUGGCGUCAUUCGUAAAGAGUGAGCCAAUGACAUAAAUUUUUAGGACUUACGUACAGGGCACUUUGGUUACACUCAUAAGCGCACGAAAUGAACACAUAAAAUUUGGUACUUAUUACAAAAAUAACAAUGGGUUUGUAUACAAAAGAGAAAACCUCGAUGUUGUUUGAUGUUGUUCUUACAGGUAGCUUAGCUACUAUAGUUACAUUUAGGAUUAAACUAGCAUUUAUUACUUAAUACUCAGUAAAAUAGGUCAAGUUUGAUUAUUAAACUUUUUCGCUAUAGCUAGCUAGACUAAGCAUGAAAGGACAAGGCUGGGCUUUUUAGCUGGGUUAAAAGUCAAAACUUAAAGAAGAAAAUUACAUCACAUUUUUUAAGAUUAUACUAGCUACACAUAUUUUAGAACACCUGCAGGAAAAUGCAUUGUUCAUCAAGUUACCCCAUAUGGCUAAUAUGGAAGAUUUCUUCAUAAGAAGCAUCAGAAACUUUUUUCAUGUGGAUUACUUUUACAUUAACAAAAAUUAAAAAUUUGAAGAUAAACUUUUACGAUUUUGUCAUUCAUUAGUUUUCAAAUUUCUCGCUGGAAAUUUUUAAGCUUUAAAACCGGUGUCUCACGGUAACUUUUUCGUUCUUAUUCUAAUGUUAAUACAUAAGCUAUGCAAGAACUUUUGCAGGAAAAUAAAAACACAUUAAGAGAAAAAGUUUGUUAUUAAAAUAUUAUAAAUAAUUUCAAACGAUUAGUCCCUGCAGUCAUUUUGGUGUCAGCGGUAUGAAAAACUAUGCUAAAACUAUACUAAGUAAAAGUCCUAUUACUUCAGUAAAAAUUGAAAUAAUGACUUGAAACUUAGUAUUACAUGUUUUUAGACCAGUUUGAUGAAAUGAACCCAAAAAUUUUUUUUACUACUAUAAUAGUUUCUGAGUUCUUAAUUUUGGCCAUUUUUUGAGACGCCGAUAAACUUUUUUUGACAGCAUAUCAGUUUUGACAAGCCAUGUGUACAGAUAACAUUCUAAGUGAUUCUCAGGAUUAAAAAUAAUUCAAACAGAUAAAAUGUGUCCCAGGUUUAGGACCAAAUGCCUUAUCCAGCUCAGAGAAAGUGGAAAUGUGCUUCUGAAGCACAGUGCUAAAUACAUAAUCUAAAUUUUAUGCCGUAUAAAUACAAAGUGGUUAGAAAGUUAUUUUUUUGUCCACCUGGAUCUGCAACACAUUUACUUUGCACUAAUCGCCCAGUCUGCUGCCACUCACAAUUAAUUUUUGAAUAUCCACAGGAACUUUUUAUGCAAAAUGAAAAAUGCUAAACAACUGUAUUUGCUUUGCAGAAGUAACAAUAGGCUUAUCUUUAUCAUAAGUCCUGUGAAUGUUGGUUUAUGAAAAAGAUAUUCUUAAUGCUACAAGUGCUCCACUGGAUUUGUAACACAUUACACUAAGUGUCCUCCUUGUGAAACAGUUUGCACUUUACUAAGUCUUAACAUGAAGACUUUAGGUCUUCUCACUUCAAGCGAAUAUUACUUCUGGCUAUACUUUCCCAAAUUUUGUUAUUUCAUAAAAGAAAACUGAAAAUCUACAUAAUUUAUUUAUGAAAUAUAGGUUUCAGUUUGUCGUGGAAACAUGUUUACCAACAUGCAAUGUCUUGCAUACCUAACUAGCUAUAUACUCAAGUCUUGAAUGUUCACUGCUAUGGGAGGUCCAAAUAACUACCUAGCUAUUUUUAUUUAAAAUGACAGAAUGCUUUGAAAAAUCUUUUGUGCAGCUAGCUACAUUAAAGUAAUAUAUUUAGCUCUUGAACUUUAUCACUUAUUUAUUUAAUAACAAAUGUGCCCUGGAGUGCUGGCAUGGUACUGGCUAGAGGUAGCUUAAAAUCACAAAAUAAAUAUUAUCCAGAUGUGACCAUCCCUCAUCAUCAGACAUCGGAAAGGCGUUUCUGUUCUUUACUUCUCAUUGUGGGGUACCUCGAAUUCUGUAAAUCCAAUGAAAAAAAAUUACUUAAGAAUUCCUCUUCUUUCCCUUGCACUACUCAUGGCAUUUCUUUGCAUGCCUUCAGUUUCAAGCCACGAUCCCUGAGCUUCCAACCCCGUCUUAGUCACAAGUUUCAGCGCUAGCCAAAGUGACGGACAACGUUGAGGAACUCUGGGUAAUUUUGAAAAAAUGUGGUUCUGCCUUAUGAUUUUCAAAUAUUUGCUGCUGAUAUCAGCAUAUUUUGGCCCUCGGGUGCCACACCUCCGUACAUAUAGGAGUUAAUUAUCUAUAAUAACGUUUUAAGAAAUAGAUUUGUGAACGCUUUUAAAGUUCUUUAUACAAUGUGAUUCGAAUGUAAGAUGAAGAAUAUUAUUAUAGAACAGUUGGCAAUUUUUGAUUUUCCGCAAAGACAAGUUUUGAAUUUGCAUGAUUUCUGCAUUUCCCAAUAUCAUACAGAAAGUAAAAUUUCUUAUUUUUUUUAAACACUUUUUAUGUUCACAAUCUUAGAUCAGUAUUUACGUAUAAUUUUUUUUUAUCCCAGACGGAAACUUUAAAGGCAACAUCAGUCACACCUUGCUUUGCUGUAGUGCAGCUCCAAUUGCAUAUAGGAUACAUAUUGUUUAAAAAUAUAUAUGCAGUAGAGUUUAGGUUCAGACGAAUAAUGCUUUUUCUUUUCGUUGGUAUCGCAACGGUAUUGAUAUUAGGUACAAAGUCAAGUAGAUUGGAAGGUUCGCGGGAUGCUAUAUGUAACGAAAAACCCGACGGAUAUUACAAGGACCCGAAAAAUUGCAAGGGAUAUGUGACGUGCAAGAAUGGGAUGACAUAUCAUCAAGAAUGCCCAUUUGAAUUGUUUUACAAUGCUGACAAAAAGUUAUGUGACUUUGAAGAAAAUGUGGAUUGUCCUAUCAUUGCAGAAAAGACUAAAAAGGAUAUUUGUACAAUGGAAGAACGCUCGUAUAAUCGUGGAGAAAACUUCGUUAUUAAAGACUGCAGUGGUAAAUGCAAAUGCGAGGGACCCAACUACAAAUGCACUCCUCUGUGUCCACCAUUUGUAAGGGAAUGUGAACUAAGUGGUAAAUUUCGAGUAGAGCAAUAUCUAAUGUCGCAGGACCCGAUUUGUUAUUGCGAAAGAAAAAUAUGUGAGAACAUCUACAAAAUGGUUUAAAUGUAUUUUAUUGAUUUUUUCGUUAUAUACUUCCUAAUCGUUAUUUCUUACAAAAAAAGGAAGUGAGUGACAGAAGGAUUUUAUCAACAAUAUUUUUUAAGUAACCUUUCACUUCCAGGUUAUACAUAAGAUUCGCAGGGCAUCUUUCUUAUUUUGUCAAAACUGAAACAUCUAGAUACGAAUAUAUUGAAACGUUUGCAAGAAAUAGGAACAAGGUAUUUGUGACAACGUUCGAAUUGUAAAACCUAUGUACACAGUUAACUCCCGGUAACUCGAACCUCCAAGGUACCAUAAAAAACAGUUCGACUUAACGAAGAAUGUUCGACUAAAGCGAAACUCCUGUUGAUUCGAACUUAGACAAAAAUGAGAUACUAGUUCGAGUUAAGACAAUUUUUUCCAUAUCUAUAAAAGUGUUUCAAGAAAAGUUUAUGGACGAAUAUUUUCUACUUGCCGAUCCCUAUGAAAAAUGCGUUAUUACUAUUAUUGCAAAAGCAGUAAAUCUUGAGGAUGGCGAUGGCAUGCAAGUGCCUGGCAUUAUCCAACUGUCAGAACAAAAGUGUAUGAUGGACAUUAACAAAACAGAACUUAUAAUUUAAAAAAGGACUGUAACUUGUAAGGAAGUAACUUUUGUAACCUGCAAUAAUGAAUUAUUUUCUAA
This is a messenger RNA of Hydractinia symbiolongicarpus, 3854 nucleotides long. Its product is annotated as peritrophin-44-like. Gene Ontology annotation, cellular component: extracellular region. The record is from RefSeq and is a predicted model, not a curated record. The coding region runs from base 2693 to 3196 and encodes 167 amino acids. The transcript is spliced from 4 exons. NCBI's taxonomy places the organism in Eukaryota, Metazoa, Cnidaria, Hydrozoa, Anthoathecata, Hydractiniidae. Gene Ontology annotation, molecular function: chitin binding.